AUGGAAGCUCAAUUCGCAACGAACGGUAUCACGCAGGAUCUAACCAAAUUUUACCACGCAUUACAAGCUUUAGAUGCAUCAGUCCUCGCUGAGGUAAGCGAAUUAAUUACUAAUCCUCCUGAAAAUAAUAAAUACGAAGUGUUAAAAACACGCAUUUUAAAUGAGUUUCAAGACAGCGAAGAGAAACGCCUAAAGGCCUUGUUAAACACAACGGAACUUGGUAACCAACAACCGUCUAAACUGUUAAAACACAUGAAAGAUCUUGCAGAGAGCAAAGUAUCCGAUGAAUUACUCAAAUCUUUAUGGAUGCAACGUUUACCAACCAAUACGCAGACAGUACUUUCAACCAGUGAAGAUACAUUGGACAAAUUAGCAACAAUGGCAGACCGAAUUCACGACAUUGUCACUCCCAACAUCUACAGCACAGAGUUAGUUCCCACAGCUGGCAACGCGUCUCCUUGGGAAGGUCAACUUUGCGAGAUCAUCAAAAGACUCGAGCGUAUCAAAUCAAAAGGUCGCAGUGCAACUCCUUGCCUUUGCCAAAGAUCUAGCAGCAGAUCAAGUACAAGAUCAACCUCCGCGGAACCAAAAUAUUGUUGGUAUCACAAACGUUUCGGACAAGAAGCUAAAAAGUGCACUUCACCCUGCAGCUGGAAGAGUAAACCAGACAAAAAGGAGGAAAACUAG
Molecule: messenger RNA, 687 nt
Organism: Linepithema humile (Argentine ant)
Lineage: Eukaryota; Metazoa; Arthropoda; Insecta; Hymenoptera; Formicidae
Source: RefSeq, a predicted model, not a curated record